AUGCCUUCUGUGGACCUUCCCGCGAAUGAGCAGCAGCUCGACGGCCAGUUCUUUGGUGGCAACGCGCAGGCCCGUCCUCGUCUGCUCGAACCCCUGAGAUACGCCGGCACGUUGGACAACUUCACGCACCAAGAGAUAACUCCCGUUAUUGGCCGGGAGUACGAAGGCCUUCAAGUGAGAGACCUGCUCAAAUGGGGCGAUGACAUGAUAAGGGACCUUGCCGUCACGAUCUCCGAACGGGGCGUGCCCGAAUCAUCUGGCCUCCAUGUGCAUCCCCUCACCGAAGAGGGCAGCGAACUCGGCGACCAGAUCUCCGUCAUCAGCAGUGAGAAGCAGAAGAAGGGGGGCGGCCUGACCCAUCAGCUCUCGGACGCGAGCAGGUUCGCUUCUGCGGGCUGGCACAGCGACAUCACCUUUGAGCCAGUGCCCUCGGACUAUGCGAUGCUCAAGAUCCACACGCUGCCGCCCACGGGAGGUGACACCCUCUGGGCCUCGGGCUACGAGGCUUACGACAGGCUGUCGCCGCCAAUGCAGAAAAUGCUCGAGGGCUUGACGGCCACGCAUGAUGCCAAAUUCUUCCUACAGGAGGCCGAACGGCUAGGCAACCCGUUGAGGAAGAGCACCAGGGGGAAUCCCCUGAAUCAGGGCGAUGGCCUAACAGCGGUGCACCCCGUCAUCCGCACAAAUCCCGUGACGGGCUGGAAGUCCGUUUACGUCAACCGAGGAUUCACCAAACGCAUCAACGGCGUCACCAAGGACGAGUCCGACGUGAUCCUCGGCUACCUCUUCAACUUGGUCACGCAGAAUCACGAUGCCCAGGUCCGCUUCAAGUGGCGCAAGAACGACCUGGCUAUCUGGGACAACAGGAGCAUGUGGCACUGCGCUACUUACGAUUACGUCGAGGCCCGUGCAGGUGAUAGAGGGGCCGGCCACAGCCGCGACGAUGGUCGACUAACAGGCUUUGGUCAGAUGUGGAAGCGAUGGUGUUUUGCACAACGACAGGCUAGGAGCUGGCAAGACAGUCUCGUCAACGAAGCCAUCAAGGACUUUUGGCAACCGCUGGGCGACUUCAACUAUGUCCUGAGUGUGUAUUCAUUUCUCGAAGGAGUGAGGAACCGUAACCUUCUGCCGCAUUUACGAAAAACGUACAUGGCCUGGAGGAUACCGGAGCAAGCCAGGUUCCAUGAGGGCUGUGGCCUCAGAGAUGAAGAGGACGGAUCCUCUAACAGGAACACAUCGAGCGACGACAUGUCUCGAGACGAUGAGUCCAGGGCCAUGGAAAGCAAAUAUCCGCUCACCACCCGUCAACACUUGGGCGUCGCCAGAAUCUGCGAUGACGUGGAUGGAAGGCUAGAGAGCCUCCAGAACCGGCUUGCCGAGUUCCAGAACCGUCGGCAAGCCUGCGUGAGGACGAGCAAGGAGGCUGGCCUCUCCAAUGCAGCCAUGGCGGAACGUCGAUGGAAUCUCACCGACGCUGCGAGAGAGUUCUCGAGCCUUGCAAAAACGGUGGCCAAACAACUCAGAGACUCACGAACCCGCCUGUGUGAGGCGCUCGGCCUGGAUCCCAAGCAGGUCCCUAGUGGCGACACCGCUUCGGCUCCAACCAUGACUGCCAUGAAGUAUGCAAAGGCUCCCGACAUUCCGAGCCGCUGCCGUGACGGACUGGUCCUUCGCCGGCGCUUCUGGCUGAAGAAGGCAUCCCUCCAAGCCAGCCGCAUCGCACUCAAGGCCAACCUCCACAUAACCGUGAUGCCUCGCAAGAUAGCGCUGAGGGUUCUUGAGAGGAUGAUGGCCAGAACGAUGGAGAUGGCCACCAUGGCCAGGGAGGCGGGUGACCACAAGGCAGAGGCCAUGAUGCACCGCUUGCACAACAAGAUCAGGAAGGUUUCCGAGAGGGCGAGCCAAGAAUUCACCGACGUGAAGCCCAAAAUGACACUGCUGGACUCAGAGACGUGGCCGGCAGUCCUCAACCCGCGAAAGGACAUGCAGGUGGAAGUACAUGGCCACACAUCAACACCUGUCGAGACGCUAAUAGACAUGCUGCUCUCCCCCCAGGGCCCAGUGAGCUCCCCGGGGGGCAGCCAGGGCGGAACUGGCAGCCGCCCGUCAGCUAACACCACUCCAACGACUUCCGAGCAUUCCCCUCCAGAGCGAGCGAGCGGGGACUGCCAGCCUCUGGCCACAUCGAGCUCAACAGUGGCAGUUCCCGAGGUCGAGGCGGACAAGACUUGA
Molecule: messenger RNA, 2232 nt
Organism: Diaporthe citri
Lineage: Eukaryota; Fungi; Ascomycota; Sordariomycetes; Diaporthales; Diaporthaceae
Exons: 6
Coding region: 1-2232 (743 amino acids)
Cellular component (GO): cytoplasm
Molecular function (GO): 2-oxoglutarate-dependent dioxygenase activity
Source: RefSeq, a predicted model, not a curated record